AUGCUUGUCGGCAGCUCGACCUUUGAUCGUAACUCGGCCACCACUGGUGGCGUUCUCGCCGUCCUGCAGGACUUUAACCCGCAGGUGAUCUCUUCCGGAGCGGUCGCUCACCCGGCUCUGCUCAGCCUUCCCUAUGUCCGAUACGUCGCGGCACACGUUGUACUGGACAACGUCACCGUCACUGACAAUGGCGCUGCCUAUGGCGGUCUCUUCUUUCUGGUCGGCUGCUCGAUUGAGGUUACUGGCCGCGUCCGCGGCUGGGGCAACAGCGUGCUCGGAGAGGCAGGAUCAGUGGCAUACGCCUCGCAAGCACUCGGAGAGCACAAAACUGAUCUGGGGGUUCUUGUCCGCGGGACAAACAAGAGUCGCGCUGAUCUUCGCAGCGCGUGCCUGCCCGUGCGCUGGGGAGGUGAUGUGGCCACACCGAUUGCCACCAUCGAGUGGCUCGUUGGCGCGGAUCAGCUCAACGGCACUGCCGUCCCGUCGGGCUUUGCUCUACCGCACAACUUUGCUGUUGUUGUUCGCGACACCAACGGUGCGCUGGUCAUUGAUUCGGAUGUCGUCAUCGAGCUCCAGGUCUACGAUGGCAAAGGUGGGAGCUUCGCCAUCUUCGGCGGAACGCCGCAGAUCAUUCUCCGCCAUAACGUCACCGAGCUGACAAGCAUGGGCAUUGCUAUCACUUCGAUGGAUCAGAUCGGAUCCUGGGUUACUGUCCGCGCCUUGGCCUCGUACGCUGCGGUGGAGGGCUUCUCUAACGUGGCUACACAAGCCAUCUCGCUGCUCAUCGAUGGCUGCCCUGGGAAUCGACCCCCGGUGCCCCACGGCGACAGCGCACUCGUCUGCGUCUGCCCCGUCAAUGCCAUAUCGAUGCAGCUGAUUGACGCCGAGACCGGCGUGCAGCGAACAGGCUCCUGGGAGGUCGUGGUCAUCGGCCUUUGCCUUGUCACGCUAAGCCUGUACGCCGUAGUCGACAGGCCUGCACAGACAACCCGGAUCUCUGCAGUGCUCAAAACUAUUGUGGUCUUUGUGCAGACAGUCGGUGCGGUGCUAAGCUCUGGGAAUGGUCUUUUGUCAUCAUCGUCGUCGCUACACACCAUCUAUGGCGUGCUUCAGCGUGCCAGCCUGACCCUCACCGGCCUGGGCUGCCUUGAUCUGGGGCAACUGGGCCUCCUCUGGCUCUUUGUGGCUCUGACUGCCGGCCCGGUUCUCCUCUGCCUCGCCCUCCGAUACGCGCCAUGCCAGAGUCAGGGCAUGCGGCGCCGAGCCGAAGGUGCAGCAGGCACCCUCGGCUACCUUUUUGUCUUUCCACUCCUGCACCACUUGCUGGAGCACCUCUCGUGCGUCCCCGAUCCGACGCCUGGUGCCCAUCGCUCGUACCUGGAUGCGGCACCCUGGAUCGCUUGCGGCUCGGACGAACACAUCGCACUCGUGGCGUCGGCUUUGAGUGUUCUGCUUGGUAUUGCCUCUGCAGUUGCCGUCACCAGCGCAGUGGCCUGGUGCGCCCAUCAAGCUAGUGAGCGCGAGAUCUGCGAUGAUCGCCUCGUCCCGCUGCUCGACAGUGAUGCGAUGGUCAUGGUUGCCGAGCAUUCGCCUGUUGCCUUUCUUUGGCACACCUUCCGAGCCGAGGCCUGGUGGUAUGAGGGUGUGGUUUUCACGCGAAGAGUGGCGAUUGCGGUGGCGGUGGCGACCAUUCCGAGAGGAUCGGUCUUUACCAGCGGUGUGCUAGCCGCGACAGUCGCCGUGUCGCUCGCGGCUCACCUGCACUUUCGUCCGUACAUCGACGAAGUCGCACACCGCAUGGAGAUCACAGGCCUUGUGGCCGCUCUCAUUGUCAUUCAGAUUGUCGGCAUGAUGGAGCAAGCCGAAGCCGAGACUUCGAUCGCCGUCCUCGCCGCCGAGUUUGUCAUUGUCACCAUUGGCGUGGUCGCGACCGGCCUUGUUGUGGCAGCCGGCGCCGUGUAA
Thecamonas trahens ATCC 50062 is the source of this 1962-nucleotide messenger RNA. RefSeq lists its product as uncharacterized. The transcript has 2 exons. NCBI's taxonomy places the organism in Eukaryota, Apusomonadida, Apusomonadidae. The record is from RefSeq and is a predicted model, not a curated record. The coding region runs from base 1 to 1962 and encodes 653 amino acids.